Molecule: messenger RNA, 303 nt
Organism: Mucor mucedo
Lineage: Eukaryota; Fungi; Mucoromycota; Mucoromycetes; Mucorales; Mucoraceae
Exons: 3
Coding region: 1-303 (100 amino acids)
Source: RefSeq, a predicted model, not a curated record
AUGCCAAUGAUAUUAUUUGGAGAUGGGUUAAAAAACAAGUCGCAUGUCCGAUAUAAAGGACUAAGAUAUGAAGUAAUCGAUAAGUUGUACAGACAGCUAAAGCGGCGUGAGAAUUUGGAAUUAUUACUGCUUGAUAUCGGCGAGUACAACACUUCCAAGGUGAAACAUGCAAUGGCUGUCUCCAUCGAAGAAUAUGUUCCUAUUGCUACCUCUAUUUGGAAUGGUAAUGGGUCUCCAAGUGUCUUUCAAAGACAAAGCGCCACCUCCAAUGUGGUUGCUGCACCGUCAUCGGUGACAGCUUAA